This is a messenger RNA of Dreissena polymorpha, 327 nucleotides long. RefSeq lists its product as uncharacterized. The transcript has a single exon. The coding region runs from base 1 to 327 and encodes 108 amino acids. Lineage: Eukaryota; Metazoa; Mollusca; Bivalvia; Myida; Dreissenidae. The record is from RefSeq and is a predicted model, not a curated record.
AUGCAGUUUUUCUGGCGGGUCGCUGAGAAUACCCUCUCUGUAGUGGUCAGAGACGUGUGUCAUGCUAUAUGUGAAGAAUAUGUCGAUGGGGUUAUGACAGCCCCCUCCACACCUGAAGACUGGAGACAACUGGCUGAUGGUUUCCUCAAGAAUUGGAACAUUUCAAAUUGCGUUGCUGCUAUUGAUGGCACGCACAUAGAUAUCAGAAAGCCUGCCAGCUCUGGGUCCUUAUAUCAUAAUUAUAAGGAUUUCUUCAGCAUCAUCUUUCUGGCCAUUGUCGACUCAGACUACAAGUUUGUAUGUUGUGAUCUGGGUUGCGAGUAUUAG